Messenger RNA from Brassica napus (rape), 1703 nucleotides. RefSeq names its product purine permease 14. The transcript has 3 exons. Gene Ontology annotation, molecular function: purine nucleoside transmembrane transporter activity. Gene Ontology annotation, cellular component: membrane. The coding region runs from base 147 to 1322 and encodes 391 amino acids. NCBI's taxonomy places the organism in Eukaryota, Viridiplantae, Streptophyta, Magnoliopsida, Brassicales, Brassicaceae. The record is from RefSeq and is a predicted model, not a curated record.
AUGCUCUAAGAGCAUGAUUAUUGGAGGGUUCCUAUUACCCCGCCAAUAAGACUUCUCCUUCCAUUGUCCACAGAAAACUACAAUCAUCAUCCACUCAAAAAUAUCACAAACACACAAACCGGAUCUCCGACAAUCUGUUCCAAACUAUGGCUCAGCAUCAACCAAUGUUUCAGACAAAGCCAGAAGAACAUUUGGUGCAGAUUCCCGUGAACAUCGAGCGUGACUCAACCACACUCGUAAAUCCAAACCGGAAACCAAACCACUGGCCGACGAUUCUCCUAUCAACCAUCUUCGUCAUCAUAGGCCAAUGCAUAGCCAAACUCCUCGAAAACUUCUACUACGAACAAAUCAACCGAAGCGAGUCCAACAAACACCACCAAAACGACAGCGUUUGGACUCAAGCUCUCCUCCAAACCGUCGGAUUCCCUCUCCUCCUCCUCCCAUUCAUCAUCCUCACCACCAAGAAACACAACAACCCUCCCAUAACUUCCGACCAGUUCCACUACAAAUCCUUGGCAGUAAUCUACAUCUGCAUCGGAAUCCUCAUGUCGGUCCAAGCAAGACUCUCCGCUAUGGGAAAGCUCGAGAUAUCGUUUAUUCUCUUCACUCCCAUCUCCUUAACACAGCUCUUCUUCACUCCCAUCUUCGCGCGCUUCGUCAACAAAAUCAAGCUCAACAGAUGGGUCGUAAUCUCCUUGGUUUUCGCCAUCGGCGCCGGAGCUCUCACCUUCACAUCCCCGUUCGGCGGCGUGUCAUACAACCGGGAGCAUAAGUACGCGAGAAGCGUAUGGGCCGCUCUGUUCGCCGCCGUAUGCUUCUCUCUCCUCCUCUGUAACAUCCAAAACGUCUUCGACAGCUAUAUCUUCAAACGCACGGAAUCAACCACCAGAAAACCAAGCUUCGCGUCCGUUUUCGAAGUCAUAAUCUUCUCCUCCCUCGUCGCCACGCUCAUCUCCACGGUGGGUCUUCUCAUCGCCGGUGAACAACACGGUUUGGAGAGAGAGAUGAAUGGUUUCCCGAAAGGGAAAGGUGCGUACGUGAUGGUUAUGGUGGGCCAAGCCGUUUCGUGGCAGUUAUACUGGGUCGGGAUCGUGGGACUCGUCUUCUCUGUCUCGAGCGUGUUGUCGAAUGUGAUCAGCGUCGUUACGUGGCCGAUCUUGUCGUUGCUUGUUGUGGUCUUCUUUAACUUCAGGAACUUCACGGGCGAAGGCGAUGAUGAGUUCGAUACUUUCAAAGGUUUCGCUUUCAUUCCUGCCGCGUUAAGCGUCGCCGCUUAUUUCUUUGGGCUUCACAAAGAGAAUCGCAAUAGUACAACAAAUUAGACCUUUUCAUCUUAGCUUCACAAGCAGACUAAGUUAGCUUCCUUCCAUACCCUCAGAUGAGAGAAUCGGGAAUAAAUUGGUUAGCCGUGAUCAAAGUUACACCUCGAGGACGAAUCAUCAGUGGAGAAGAACCACCAUUGCAAGAAGAACAGAUAAAUGAAGUCGAAGAACCUGAACAAGAAAUUGAUGACAUUCUUCUCAUUGAUCCGCAUAAUCAUGAGUACGAAGAUCUUACCGACGAUGCCACAGACGAAGCUGUUGAAGACGAGUUUAAUAAAAAUGAUGAUGUUUCUAGUAAUGAAGAGAAUGUCGACGUAUCCGAUUGAUAUAUUUGUUUUUAAUAAGAUUGAAUUUCAGAUUUAAUGCAUGUGAUUUGAUGGA